Messenger RNA from Manacus vitellinus (golden-collared manakin), 569 nucleotides. It is a transcript of the gene EIF4B, whose product is annotated as eukaryotic translation initiation factor 4B. NCBI's taxonomy places the organism in Eukaryota, Metazoa, Chordata, Aves, Passeriformes, Pipridae. The record is from RefSeq and is a predicted model, not a curated record. The annotation marks the transcript as partial. The transcript is spliced from 4 exons.
GGUACCGGGACGGGCCCCGGCGGGACCUGGAUCGGGGCUUCGGGACCCGCGACCGCUACGACGACCGGGGCCGGGACUACGACCGAGGGUACGACUCCCGGCUGGGCGGGGGCCGCCGGGCCUUCGGCAGCGGGUUCCGCCGGGACGACGAUUUCCGCGGGUUCGAGGAUCGCUACGAGCGCCGGGACGAGCGGGGGGAGCGCUGGAAUUCCCGGGAGGAAUACGGCAGGGACGACUUCCGCAGGGACGACAGAGGUCCCACCCAGAGGCCGAAGCUGAACCUGAAGCCCCGGAGCGCUCCCAAGGAAGAGGAAAACUCGGGAGUCGCCGCCCAGUCCUCCCGCGCAGCCUCCAUCUUCGGGGGGGCCAAACCCGUGGACACGGCGGCCAGGGAGAGGGAGGUGGAGGAGAGGCUCCAGAAGGAGCAGGAGAAGCUCCAGAGGCAGCUGGAGGACGACAAGAGGAUGGACAGGAGACCCCGGGAAAGACACCCCAGCUGGAGGAGCGAAGAGAACCAGGAGCGAUCCCGGACCGGGAGCGAAUCCUCUUCCCAGGGGGGGCCCCCGGGA